CCUGUUAUCGUCUUCUUCCUCUUGGGCUUCCUCCCUCGGGUGACAAUCAUGUGCGAAGGUCUCAGAGUGAAGAUUAUGGAGCAGAGCCGAGUCUCUGCUCCUCCACAUUCAACCUCACCCACCUCUCUUCCACUCACCUUCCUCGACCUUCCAUGGCUCUUCUUCUCCCCGAACCAACCUCUCUUCUUCUUCCCCUUCCCUUUCUCUCUCUCUCACUUCACCACCUUCACUCUCCCUAACCUCAAGCUCUCCCUCUCCCUCACCCUCCAACAUUACUUCCCCUUCGCCGGAACCUUCGUUCCCUCCCCGGAACCUUCCAAACCCCACAUUGUUUACUCCGAAGCAAGCUCAGUCUCUCUGGUGGUCGCUGAAUCCUCCGACGACUUUAGCCAUUUAUGUGGCAACCAUGCCAGAGAUGCCAAUCGCUUCUACUCACUUGUUCCGAAGCUGAAAUCUGGAAAGGAGGAGAUUCCUUUGAUGGCAAUUCAGAUUACUGUUUUCCCAGAUUCUGGUAUUUGCAUUGGACUCGCUUAUCUGCAUAUUGUCGCUGAUGGAAGGACCUUCCACAAUUUCAUGAACACCUGGGCUGCGUAUUGCUCCUCUCAAGCUUCAUCGUUUCCACCCAAAUCUCUACCCUUUUAUGAUCGAAGUGUGAUUGUGGAUUCUCAUGGGCUUGAAGAGGUUUUCUUGAAGCAAUGGCGUCGCAAGAAAACGUCUUUCAUCGACGAAACAAAGGUCAAGUCGUCAUCUUCUUCAUUGAGCGACCUGGUUCGCGCCACGUUCUUGAUGGAUCCUACUCAAAUGGAGAAGAUCAAACGCUUCAUUGUUUCAUUAUGCAGAGACAAGUCCCAGCCUGAGCACCUAUCUCCUUACGUCUUAACUUGCGCUUUUCUAUGGGUCUGUUUGCUCAAAACUCAUCAACUUACUGACAAUGAUGAAGAUGUCCAUUACAAGGAUCCGGCUUAUUUUGGGUUUAUCGCCGGCGGGAUGACCCGGCUGCAAUUUCCGGUGCCGGCAAAUUACCUUGGGAAUUGCGUGGGGUUCGGCCGUGCAUCAGCGAUGAGGGAGGAGUUACUUGGAGAAGGUGGGAUUGUUGUUGCAGCGAGAGCCAUUGGAGGCACAAUUAAGAAGCUGGAUCAUGGGAUGCUAGUGGGGGCAGAGAAAUGGGUAUCGUAUUGGGAGGUGAUGAACGGGUCGGAGCUCCAUGUGGUUGCAACAUGGUCUCCAAAAUUGAAGCUUUAUGAGACGGAUUUUGGAUGGGGGAGGCCAAGGAAGAUAGAGGAAAUCUCCAUUGAUAAGAGCAGAGCCAUUUCACUUAUUAACAGCAGAGAAGUUGAUGGUGGGAUAGAGAUAGGGUUAGCCCUGCCUCAUAAGAAAAUGGAUUCUUUCACCAUGUUCUUCAACCAAGGCCUGAAUGCAGUUUCAUAA
Messenger RNA from Neltuma alba, 1428 nucleotides. RefSeq names its product anthocyanin 5-aromatic acyltransferase-like. The transcript has a single exon. NCBI's taxonomy places the organism in Eukaryota, Viridiplantae, Streptophyta, Magnoliopsida, Fabales, Fabaceae. Bases 49 to 1428 code for a protein of 459 amino acids. The record is from RefSeq and is a predicted model, not a curated record.